Messenger RNA from Alligator mississippiensis (American alligator), 9084 nucleotides. RefSeq names its product phosphate regulating endopeptidase X-linked (gene PHEX). NCBI's taxonomy places the organism in Eukaryota, Metazoa, Chordata, Crocodylia, Alligatoridae. Gene Ontology annotation, biological process: protein processing. Gene Ontology annotation, molecular function: metalloendopeptidase activity. Gene Ontology annotation, cellular component: plasma membrane. The transcript is spliced from 22 exons. The record is from RefSeq and is a predicted model, not a curated record. The coding region runs from base 583 to 2838 and encodes 751 amino acids.
GCUCACUGAGAGUCUCUCUUUUCUGCUGAAACCAAAUGAUGCUGCAGGGUUGAUUUAAGAAAGAGGAGUUAAGAGAGAUUUUUUUUAAUUAGAUGCAAGAAAUACCACUCUAUCAAUUCAGUAUUAUACGUAUUUGGAAGUCCAGUUGUAAUUAUAGAGGGUUUUGUAGCUAUAUAUUUAAAUAACUAAAACAGCAGUUCAGCAACAUUGUGAAAUGUUCACAGUCUGAAUCUCUGAUAGAGGAGUCUGUGAAGCGAUUGGUUCAUAGAAAUGUUAUAGAUAGCAAAAGCUUAAAUAAAGUGGUCAGUGUUUGCCUUUCCAGGUCCUGGUUAGAGUAAAACUUACGACAGCUAGUGUUUUGUGUGUGGGUUUUUAUUUCUUUAGAGAGAGGGAGAGAGAGAGAGAGAGCAAGCAGAAAGGGGCUAGGAAUGGUUUAUGACAGGAACUUUUAAGCUCUCAAAAGAAAGAAGAAAAAGAGAGAGCUUAUGGAUAGCUUUUGUGAGUAACUAAAAUCCUGCUAAAACCAAAGCAAAGGGAAAACUAAACUUCUUGCAGAGUGAGUACAUUCUACAUCCCAUCCUUAUGGAAGGAGAGACAGUGGGGAGUUCAGUGCGAGGCACUAGGAAGACUGCCAGCAAAGCAGUUCGGAUAGCCCUUGGUGUGUUUGUAACUUGUACUAUAGUACUUGGCAUUGCACUUUUUCUAGUUAGCCAAGGACUUCUAAAACUUCAGCCUAAGCAACAGUAUUGCUUAACUCCAGAAUGCAUCGAAGCUGCUGCUGCUAUCCUGAGCAAAAUAAACCAGUCUGCGGAUCCCUGUAUGAACUUUUAUCGGUUUGCGUGCGAUGGUUGGAUAUAUAGUAAUCCCAUUCCUGAAGACUCGUCAAACUAUGGUGUUUAUCCUUGGCUGAGGCACAAUGUAGAUCUCAAGCUGAAAGAACUGCUGGAGAAACCUCUUAGUAGAAGACGGGACAGUGAAGCUGUGCAGAAAGCCAAGAUCCUUUAUGCAUCAUGUAUGAAUGAAAAUAAAAUUGAAAGAGCUGAUGCAAAACCACUGUUAAAUAUAUUGAAGCAUUCGCCUUUCCGCUGGCCUGUGCUGGAAUCUAACAUUGGACCAGAAGGGCUGUGGUCAGAAAGGAAGUUCAGCCUGCUCCAGACCCUUGCGACAUUUCGGGGUCAGUACAGUAACUCUGUCUUCAUCCGCCUAUAUGUGGCCCCUGAUGACAAAAACUCCAGUCAGUACAUCUUGAAGCUAGACCAAGCAACCCUAUCAUUGUCAUCACGUGAAGACUACGUUGAUAACACCACAGAAGCUAAAGCUUACAGAGAUGCCUUCUUGCAGUUCAUGGUUGAUAUAGCAGUACUUCUGGGUGCCAAUGCAACACGAGCAGAGUCUGAUAUGAAGUCAGUUCUAAGGCUGGAAAUUAAAAUGGCUGAGAUUAUGAUUCCAUACGAAAAUCGAACCAGUGAGAAUAUGUACAAUAAAAUGAAUAUUUCAGAACUUAGUACCAUGAUCCCAGAGUUUGACUGGCUGGGGUACAUCAAGAAGGUGAUUGACAUCAGACUCUAUCCUGAUCUUAAAGACAUUGGUCCUUCUGAAAAAGUGAUUGUCCGUGCACCCCAAUACUUCAAAGAUUUAUUCAGAAUCCUGGAAAAUGAGAGGAAAAAGACCAUUGCCAACUAUUUGGUGUGGAGGAUGGUGUAUUCAAGAAUAUUUAAUCUUAGCAGACGCUUUCAAUAUAGGUGGCUGGAAUUUUCUCGGGUCAUCCAGGGGACCACGACUUUGUUGCCUCAGUGGGAUAAAUGUGUCAGUCUCGUUGAAGGAGCGCUCCCUUAUGUCGUUGGUAAGAUGUUUGUGGAUGUCCAUUUUCAAGAAGACAAGAGGGGAAUGAUGGAGGAAUUGACUGAAGGCAUUCGAUGGGCCUUUGUUGAUAUGUUGGAAAAGGAAAAUGACUGGAUGGACUCGGAGACAAAGAGGAAAGCUUAUGAAAAGGCAAGAGCUGUUAUGGCAAAAGUGGGAUACCCUGAAUUCAUAAUGAAUGACACAUAUAUUAUUGAAGAUGUCAAAACAAUGAAAUUUUCAGAAAAUGACUAUUUUGGCAAUGUACUACAGACCCGCAAGUACACGGCCCAGUCUGACUUCUAUUGGCUUAGAAAAGAAGUUCCAAAAACUGAGUGGUUUACCAGUCCUACUACUGUCAAUGCUUUCUAUAGUGCAUCUACCAACCAGAUCAGGUUUCCAGCAGGAGAACUCCAGAAACCUUUCUUUUGGGGAACAGAAUAUCCCAGGUCUUUAAGUUAUGGAGCUAUUGGAGUGAUUGUUGGACAUGAGUUUACCCAUGGAUUUGAUAAUAAUGGUCGUAAGUAUGACAAGAAUGGAAAUUUGGACCCUUGGUGGUCUACUGAGUCGGAAGAAAAAUUUAAAGAGAAGACAAAAUGCAUGAUUAACCAAUACAACAACUAUUAUUGGAAGAGAGCUGGCUUACAUGUAAAAGGGAAGAGGACUUUGGCAGAAAACAUUGCAGACAAUGGAGGUUUGCGAGAGGCUUUCAGGGCCUAUAGAAAAUGGAUUAAAGAGAAGAGAGAUGAUGUAGAAGAGCCUUUGUUGCCAGGCAUUGAGUUCAAUCACAACCAACUCUUCUUUCUGAGCUAUGCCCAUGUACGAUGUAAUGCCUUUAGACCAGAAGCUGCAAGAGAACAGAUACAUAUUGGAGCUCACAGUCCUCCCCAAUUCAGAGUUAUUGGUGCAAUGAGCAACUUUGAGGAGUUCCGUAAAGCUUUUAACUGCCCAAUAAAUUCAACCAUGAAUCGAGGUUCAGAAUCCUGUCGGCUGUGGUAGAGGGACCUUUCGAAUUGUAUCCUGAGAGGGGUCUAUGACAUAAACUGCUGUUUCUGAACUCUAACCUAUUGCUACAUUUUCAGAGCCUUAUUCAGCAGUGUGGAGAAUUAGCUUUCUUUUUAAUGCAUCUUCAUUAUGCCGGUAGAUAACCUGCACAGAUCUAAUCACUGUCUGUUCUGGUUCUGGCAGCUUUAAAAAUUGUACAAGAAGGGGAAAAAAACAACCCCGACAUCCCUCCAAACCCUUUCUAUGCUGGUUGCAUUGCUGUUGAUUGAUAGUUGCAUUUACCCAUCCUACUUUCUGAGUCAUAGGUCAGCAAAAGGUAAACGGUACAAUCCAGUUUUAAUCUGUUGCUUUGCAGGGGAGCUGAGCAAAAUGUUCCUAUACAAAAUUAAUUCCUUCCAGAUACAGGAAUUCAUGAGAUUUGUUGCAUAGCCAUCUCCAAUCUGCUGUGCUACAACAUUUUGAUCACUCAGAUUGUCAUUGCCCAGCAUGUCAUAAAUGAUGCUGUGUGAUGUCAAGACACAGGAUUUUAUAUCAAUUCAGUUUAACAUGUCAGCUCAGUGCCUCAGGUUUUGGAAUACUUUCAAGUUGGAAUGGUUUCCAUCUGCAGUAACCACACACAAGAGACAGUGUUAUACCCUUGUUUCUUCACUUAAUUGAAGAGCACGGUAAAAAUCAGGAGAAUUGUAAUGGGCCUAGGGAUGAGCACUCCUGACACUGCAACCACUUAAUAUAAUAUUGACUCCUGUUCCUAAUGGGUGCAGUAUCACUCAUUCAGGGUGCAUGUCACUCUUUUUUAGAGGGACCAAUGGGUUUUGUGUGUGCCAUUUAUGUUUCACUUUAAGCCCUAGGCAUUACUUACAUCUAAUGUUAAUCUUGGCUCAAAUGGAGCUUAUGUGGUGCCCAGCGCUCAAAGCAGAUGCACUAGCUAUGCACACUAAGUUGAAAUCUACCUGGGCCUAUUAGAGAAGUGGGAAGCACAACUCAAGAACUUAGUAUGCAAAGUUUGGCUUGUCUGCUUCAAAAGAAAUGCUGAGAAGCAAACAGUUUUCCAAAUAUGGUAAUGUAAUUAGGCCAAUUAAGUCCGUCAUCUGAUUUUCAGCAACAAUAUUCACAAAAGUGUGUUUAAUGCAGUGGAAAAACUAUACUACAUAAUAGUUAUUAAGGAAAGGCCAAUAAAACUGUGAGCUCUCAGAAGGAAAUAGAGAGAGCUGGGUUUUAUAUAUACAGAUUGGGUAUAUCUAAUUUUAUGUAGAAGAAUAAUUCCACAUUGGCAGAAGUUGGUUGGUAUGGUUAAAGUCAGGGAUGAUUUUGUUUUGAGGGGCUGAACUGGAUGAUCUCAUGAGGCCCUUUACAGCCCUAUUUCUUAUGCUCCUAAGUUUUAUGUUAGUAUUUUUUAACUACAUUUUAAAAAGAUCUUUCCCCUUAUAUUUGUCAAAGAUGUUUUUUUUUUUCUGGCAAAUUCUUUGUAGAAGUUGGUUUUAAACUAAACAAAUGGUUUUUUUUGACAAGUGCCUAUUUUCUGCAUGUGUCAUGGAAGAAGAUGGGACACCAUGGAAAAUGCUCUCUGAUCAGGGAGAUAAGCCCAUAGAAGAGAAUGGCAGUAAAUGGAGAGGGACAGACAGGCACCUGGGGUCUGAGGUGUUAUGCAAUGUCCUUUUAACCAAAAUAUUGUUGCUUUCCAUAGCUUGCCAUUUUAGUCACUCAAACAUAGAGUAGUAAUAUUUUUCCUGAACUAUCUUCCGAAGAUACCAUUCAGAUUGUUGGUAUGUGUUGUGGGGCCCUUACUCAAGCAAACAGUCCCUGACUUUUUGCAAGUAAGUCCUGUUGAACUGAACUGGACUUCUUGCAUGAUGAAGAGUUACAUUUAUUAAGUUGCUUAGUACCAAAUACAUUUGUGUUUGGACAUAUGGAUAUUAAGAUUACUCAGAUUUGCUUUGGAUAAAAACCAUAAAGAUCAGGAGUGAAACCCUGGCCCAAUUAAUGUCAAUGUCACUGCUACUGUUGACUUCAGUGAAACCAGGAUGUGAGCCCAGAUGCCUAUCUCUACUCUCUCAAGCUAUAGAGUACACAAACCCAGUUUCAUAACAGUUGGCUUUCUGUUCAGAUUUCUAACUCUUUCUAAGAAAUUCUGCUGGAUAUAAAUACAGCCAAAAUAACUUCUAACACUUAUCCUGUUAGUGCCAGCCUCAGCUCACAACUGAAGAAAUGCAAAAAAUGAAAUUGGUAAAAUUAUCCAAAUUGUUAACUGGCCCUGGAAAAUCAUUAGAUACAUUUUGAAUGGAAUGUUACAUGAUUUCAUUCAAAUUUGCUCAAACUAAUUCAAAUAUAGAGUUGGGCACAGAAAAGCAUAUUCUUAAAUACAAAUUCUAUGAGCAGUGUUCGCCAGUUUCAAAAAUAUCAUCACACCUGUGACAUGCAGUAUGGAUAUGGAUUAAAUAUGGCAGCAUAAUAAUAUUUGGAGAUACAUUAUGGAUGUAAAAGUGAUAUUACCCCUUCUCAGUCAGGACAUAAAUUAACAACUUGGACCUGGGAAGAAACUUCCUUUCCUUUCAGGUGUCCCGUAGUAUACUAGCCUUUGUCAGACACAGGAGAGUAGAUUAGAUGGACCAUUGGUUGGAUAUUUUACAGCAUUUUCCAUGUGCCUAAAGACAGUUGUUAGAAAGCUACAAAAUUCUCAUUCUUUAAUGCCAAGGCCCACAUGGCAUUUAAGCCAUUAACAGGUUGAUUGUGCCUUAAGUAAUAACCCAGCUGUAUGUGCAAGUCAAUUAAAGGCAUGAUAAUUCAGUAAAUGAGCCACAAAGUUAUUCCACAUAUAUGUGGAUAUAUGCUAUUCUUUUAUAAUGUAGAAUGAUUCUGUGGCUCAUUUGUAUCAUGCCCAGGUUUGUAGUUGCAGUAGCCUGAUGCCAUGCUUGCUAUGCACCCAGCUGAUUGUCAGGUUGGGCUCCUCCUACAUGCAUGUGUGGCAUGGCAGAAUACAUGACUCUUGGAAUCAAAGAUUAGAUCCCAUCAUGUCUUAAAGUGAACAUCUGUCAGGGGCCCAAGAUAAAGAGAUUCAGAGGAAUUUAUUACAAAGCCUCUUAUAGUUUUAGUGUGCUUUGAUUUUCCUGUGUUCUGCUACACAGACUACCACAAAUGACUCAGUACAUACAGAUGCAUGCAUAUAUACAGAAGACAAUAGAUUCACCUUGUAGGAGGAGUUGCUUGCAGGACAAGGGUCAGAUAGACAAUUUGAGUUUCAACUAAAUAUCUAGGGGUCCAUAAAUCAUCAUUGCUUCUUAAAAUAAGAUUUGGGAUAUAAAAAUUACAAACGAUGCCAUGAAGAAUUUCAGCCAUCCCACUCUUAGUAAGUUGAAAAGGAAAAAGAUAAAGAGAAACAGGACACAGGGUUUGUCCCUCUUCUAUCCAUUACUGCAACAUCUUGGUGAUGUGUGGUGCCAGAGUGGCUAAGAUUUCUUGCUACAGCUCUAGAGGCUUGAGUAUGUGCUCCACUGUAGACUCAUUGCAAAAGCAACCCCCACCCAACCCAGCUGUAGAUUUGUACCUGACUGUACAGGCUGGGGAAUCAAAGGUGGCUAAAUGUAAUACCAGCUACUUCACUCCUUUAUGUACCCUUGCCCAUAGAAACUGAUGUGCCAUAACCAUACUUAGUUCAGGCAUUUGUUAAAUUUGAUUCCUGUACCUUUGUGGUGCUUAACCAUCUAAGCAGGUGCUAUUUCCAUGGAGAUAGAUUCUUCUUCAUUAAUUUCAAUGUGACAGCUCAUGGAGUAUAAUGAUUCUCUUAGGUACCAAUGGUGCCUUCCCCUUAAAGGCCUGAAAUCUCACUUUUGUCUUUUUUAAAUGUCGCUCUUGCUGAUCCUGGGAGUUUCUAGGUCUUUCCAGGUUGCUGCACAUUACAUCUCUCUCCAGGUUUAAAAGCCAGCCUUGAUGCUAAUAAUCAAAAUUGAGCUUUAACUUGUGUUUAGUCAGUUAGUUAGUUAUUAAGUGCCCAAUGGAAAACAAAACCAAAGAUACUUAAAAUAUUCUUCAGAUUUAUGUUAACCAAAUGUCCUUGAAAAAGCUUCAUUACUAGCAAGGGAAAUUUUUGAGAAAUAUUCACUGCCAGAAAUUGUUCCAGGAAAGGGAGCAGUAUAGGCAUUUGGGCUGUAGCUGCCGCUUCUCUCCUGCUCUCCGUGCCUUUCCCAGACCUGUGAUUACUCUGGAAAAGGCACAGGGAGUAGCAGCUGCUCCAUUCUCCCUGGUUCUGGGAAGUAGUGGGGCAAAGUCCCCUGCCCACAUCUCAGACAGGGAACCCCACACACAGGACUGAGCACAAGGCCCUUAAAAUGUCAUGUGUUGGGAAGGAAGCUCCCAAACUGCCCAGUUUGGGGAAGAGGCAGGAAGCAGUGGCUGCUGUUCCCCUUCCCUCUCUGACCUAUCCAGUGGGGCAAAGAUCUCCUCCCAUUCCCUGAAUUGGGAACUGUCUUUUUUGGGGUAAAGGCAGGGAACAGCUACUAUUGCUGCUCCCCUCUUCUCCCGAACCAGGCCAGGAGGGGAGCAUGCAAGUAUUCACUCUUGUGAGAGAGUUUCUCUUGCAAGGGAGAUCUUACAGGUUGAGACCUGAAAUAUCUUUCUCCUAGAGGAGACAUGUUUCUCCUGGGAGAAAUUGAAUCCAUGCCUGUAUGCUUGUAUAGUUUCUACUGGUAGAGCUUCAGUUUUCCCCGUAGAAGCAUAAAACCUGUAUGCGGCCAGUGUCUCAUGAGCUCUUAUUCAUUCCCACUAUCUCUGGACUCUCUUGUAACCAAUGUCUGCUUUCAUGACGGCCCUUCCUCUAUACCUGCAGUGCUGUGCUUUAACACUGCCAGCCUACCAACUAGACCUAGACUUGGACCUAAAUCCAGACCCACCAACUGCACCUAGCUUACCAAAUGAUUUCACAAUGUACAGCUAGUACCUGCAGCUUCAAAAUUGCACACAUUUUUUGGAAAAUACUGAAAAUCAAUAUUUGUCCCUCAUCAAAAGGGCCACAGUACACCCCAAGGUGGAAGGUCUGACAAUAAUCCUUUUAGCAUCCUUCUCAUUUUAAAUACAAUUCUUUAUUUUCAAAUGUUUUUGUUUGUUUGUCCAGUAUUCAGACAUUAGCUUCUGGUCAGGGUUGACAAAAAAUAGAUAAAAUUUAUCCAAUAUGGGCAUUGUAGUGUGUGAGCUCAAAGAAAUUAUCUCUGUUACAACUCAAACCAAAAAUGAAAAUAUAUGAACCCCUGCCCCCCACUCCCUUUACAGAUUUGGCUCUUAAGUAUGCAAGCCCUUAAUGCUUAGGGCAUGUUUCCUCCACCUCAGGACUAUGCCAGAGAGUGCAAAAGCCCCCCACCAAAACCUAUUUAAGCAGUGCUAGCACCUGCCAAUAAACAUAGUCAAGAUAGCUAAUGAGCAGCACUGGGCAAGUGCCCAUCAGCAGCUACAUUAUAUUUCGGGACUCUAGCAUGGAGUUGGAUGCUCUGUGGCACUCCUUAGCAUAGUUGAAGAUGUAAGCAUGCCCUCAGGAGACUUAUGUACACGCUGAAUUUUCCAUGCUGAGUAUUUCCAUCAACUUUCUUGGUGCUUUUUCCAGUAUGUGAAGUUAUGCAUGUGUUUAGCUCUUUGAAGAAGCAAGAUCUUAUGAGCUCAUCUUUACACACAUGAGUAGCCCCAUUGAGUUUAUGCACAUGUGUAAUGGACUUACAUGCAUAAAUGACUGCUGAAUUAGGGUGAUGAGCUGGAGUACAGAAGGGGCAAUAAGUCUUAAACUAGUUAAUAUAAAAGUCCAUCUUUCCCCUUGUGCAGGGGAACUUUUACGGUUUUAAAUGAGGAAUUUGUAUUCUUAUGCUAAAUAUGCUUAUUUAUAAAAUAUUCCAAAGGUUAUGUACAAGUUUUCUUCAAGUAUUAUUCAACGGGUCCCACAGAUGGGGGAUUUAUUACAGAUUCAAUUGCUGUAAAAUAUGUAAUUAUCUAAAAAGGAAUAGUAAAUACCAGAUGACUCAAGAGGCAGAGCUGCAUCUGAUAUGUCUUUUUUACCUGGAUUUCAUUUUUCUGUCAGUCUAUUGUAUUUCCUACUUGUUUCUCUUUGCAUAAAAACUUGAGUGAAUAAAUUACAAACAACUGAUGAAUUUAAAAAGCUAGAUUACAGCAUAUACUGUUUGGGAUCUGGCUAUGUUUCCAACUUGAAAAAGUCAUUGUUGUAAUGUGUAAUAUUUGUAAAAUGUAAUAAAGAACAGAAAGAUCUGG